CUGCCGGAACAACGCUCCGACUGAUGGCUCUCAUUGUGUGACAGUGAGCGGAACGGAAGAUACCUUAUUGGAGGGAGGGGCUAGGACAGACCAAAAUGCCGUCGUUUCUGUUGGAGCAUCUGACACUGCCACCGUUACAAUCCACUGGUAACGAUGCUGGGGAGGUUGGGGUGGCUGCAGCUUCUGUGGGUAUCACUGAAGGUGGAGCAGCCAGCUCCGUGUGCGGGGUAUUGACAGGAACGACUGGCUCUCCUACUGAACCUGUUAAUGCACUUGCAGUCUCUGUGACAUCUGUGCUGAAUGCCGAAGCAGGUUCAUCAACAUCUACCAUCUACAAAAAAUACAACCUAACAAAGGAGAAUCUGAACACGAAAUGUUCUGAUGAACAUAUCUUAGAUAUUGGCAAAUUCAUAUCGUGGAGAAAGGUUGGUAGACGGCUUAAACAUAUUGAAGAGCGUGAUAUACAAGACAUAGACCGUGAUGGCAAGGAUGAGGACGAUAGGAGACGGUUAUUGUUAGAACGAUGGCACGAGAAAAAUGCAAGUGAUGCCACAUAUGGUGAAAUUAUCAAUGCAAUGAUGAAGGAGCAGAAACGAGAUGAAGCUGAAAAGGUCUGCGAGUUGCUUAAUAGUGUCUAACUCUUGGACCUCAGACGACAUGUGGUUGUUCUAAACUGAUAAUAGUGUUUUAUAAAAAUUACUUGUGUCUGGGCACUUCGCCAAAUCACUCAUUGAC
Geodia barretti is the source of this 735-nucleotide messenger RNA. The record is from the annotation of a GenBank genome assembly. NCBI's taxonomy places the organism in Eukaryota, Metazoa, Porifera, Demospongiae, Tetractinellida, Geodiidae.